Molecule: messenger RNA, 2694 nt
Organism: Trematosphaeria pertusa
Lineage: Eukaryota; Fungi; Ascomycota; Dothideomycetes; Pleosporales; Trematosphaeriaceae
Exons: 2
Coding region: 1-2691 (896 amino acids)
Biological process (GO): anaphase-promoting complex-dependent catabolic process; protein K11-linked ubiquitination; positive regulation of mitotic metaphase/anaphase transition
Cellular component (GO): anaphase-promoting complex; nuclear periphery
Source: RefSeq, a predicted model, not a curated record
AUGGCCGACAAUGGCUCCUCCACCGGCCCAAAGCUACUCCAGCAGGCCGAGAAAAUCCUGCUCCAUCCCAUCCGCCCACACCUCUUUUCGUACUGCCCAACCAUGGACCUAAUCGCGCUAGUCACAGACGAGGAAAACCUAGAUGUCUACAGAAUUAACGGGCAGCGCGCCUUUGGGCUCAAAAGGAAGAGCGAGGAUGAAUGCGUCGAUGCGAUUUGUUGGGAGUUUAAUGGGCAGGCGGUUGCGGUGGCGUGGAGCGAUGGGUUUACGGAUGUUGUGAGUAGUGAGACCGGGAAGGUUAUCCAUAAGGAUGUCCCGCCGCCGCCGACUGUGAGAGGAGAUGAAGAGGGGGAGGGAGAAGAGGUGGGGAAGAGGAUUAGGUGCAUUGGGUGGGGAUUGAAUUUUAUUGAUGUCGAGGCUGUCAAGAGGAGGACGGGGUUGAAGAAGCAGAAGAAAAAGACAAAUGGGUCGACUCCAGCGACGACAACAAUAGAUUUCAGCGCCCCAACGACAGAGGACUGGGACGAGUUCAAGGAUGAUACGAGUCUGGAGGAUUUUCUGCAACGACAGCCGGAUUUCCAGAGCCUGGAUAUCGCGCCCGAUUUGCCGGAUCAGCUCGCUAUGAUGGAUCUGGAGACGCUGCUGCCAAAACUACCUGCGAUACCGCUACCGCCCGCAAACCCGUUUAUGAUGCGCGGUCCGCAGGCCGACUCGGGAGCUUUUAGCUCGCAGGCGCAGGUCGAUAGCUUGCUGCAUAGCCACCAUAUGAAGGAUCAUAAUUCGGUGGAUAUGUUGAUACGGUGUACCCAGAAGGGCACGGUGCAUCCUUCGAUUUAUGAUUCGCUUGAGACAGUCAACGUACAUUUACCGGAUGCCUGGGGGAUGCAGUGUAGGCCGCUUCUGCACACGAGUCACCCGUAUAGCUGCAGCCAUGGCUUGCUGCUUGAGACAACGUCGGCAGCCGAUCCAGAGCGGAAGAGGAUAGCAUUUGUGCCGUUAACACUGGGCUUCAUACCGUCCGCGGGCAUCUACCUCCAUCUCAUUGCGUCAAAAACCGCGCAGCUGCAGAACUUGCUUUCGUACAUCACGCAAACGCUACAACGGACCCGGACUUUCUUCACGCUCUCGCAGGAUCUUCCCUCGAAGUUCAUGCGCAAUAUCGGCGAAACGCUCGAGGAGAAACACCAAGGCGACCUCGUCACGAAUCUUUACCACCUCGCCUGUACGGGGUGCUGUCCGCCUGUUAUACGGGAGUGGCUUGUGGACGAACUCGCGGAGCAGGGACACAAGAGGUGGGAUAACGCGGUUGUAUCGGGACUGAGCACAGUUAUCCAACUCAUACACGAGAACCUUCUCCCUGCACUUGACCGCUGCUCGAUCAUCAUAUCACGGUUACGCGGGCUCGCGGCUUACCAUGAGCAGGGCUGGAUAUUCAGCGGUCCGGUGUCGGAUUUCACAGUCCUCCUCGACUUGCUGAAGAAUCUGCAGUUGCUGGGUCACACAACGCUGAUGUAUGCCGCGGACGAGAAGCGGCAGUUUGCUAGCUUCAGCAAGUGGCUGCGCUUCUGCAUUGACUUCGAGGCUACAGAGCCGGAUAGCCAGUCUCGCGCGGAAAUGGAGGCUAGAGACCCCGGGGUCGAUAUCGCCAUGGUGCUCGAAUAUAUUCGAUACGGACUCACGAAAAGCGACCUCAGGCCUUACCUCAAGGCUGAAAAGGAGUUGAGCGGAGAUAUAUCGCAGAAAGAGCCAGCGAGCUACGAUGACACUGUCAAAUCAAUCCAGCUACUCAAAGAGGAUGCGAGGUACAAAGAAGAAGCACUAUGCUUAGAACGUGUCCUAAGCCACUUCGGCGAUGGAGUGAGAAGUUUGCUGAAGCAAGUGAGCCGAUGGCAAGAAAACAGCAUCAGCAUGGACUGCGGUAUCGUGCUGGAGGACGGCGACGUGGGCGAUGCCGUGGAUAUGCGAAUGGUAUUCGAACCCUCCCCUUCAGACAACGACACAAUAUCCACAUAUAUCGCGCUCUCCUCCCCCUCAACCCCAUCGAAUCUUCACAUCCACCGCCUCACGCACACGCCUACGCUAACCACGCUGCCCGCAUCCCUGCACGCCUACGCCGUAACAGCACUUACCUUCUCCACCACCCCAUACAACAAUAAAAUCCUCGACGCGAAAUUCGCAGACGAUACUUCCCUCCUCAUUCUACUCCAAUCAGAAUCACAAUCAUCGUCCAACACCGCGGAGGACUCGAAAACAUGCUCCCUACUCUCGCUACCAUAUACUACAACCACAACCUCGACCUCCUCCACCACAUCGGGGCCAGCAGCUUCCAUCUCAGGCUCCCCCAUCCCACACACCCCCCUCCCAACCCGCACCCUCCCCUCCUUCCUCCUCCCCGCCGGCUCUCCACCCUCGCGGGCGACCAUCACGCUCAGCGCCGACGAUGUGCGUAAAUACACGCGCCAUGUCUUCGAGCGGCGCUUCACGCCCAUGAAGUUGAUUGUCAACGGGAGGAAAGGGCGGCGAGUCGUCGUCGUGCUGGGAAGUGAUAGGAAGCAUUAUCGGGUGCUGGAUUUGGACUUUCGGGAGACGAAGAAUAAGGGCGAGAAAAAGGAGGGAUACGGAGCGGAAGAGGAGAGCGGGAGUAGUAGCGGUGGCGAUAGCGAUAGCGAUAUCGAGAUGGGCGGUGCGUAGAUG